CGGAAUUUUCGGAUUCUACUCGCCGAAAUCUACAGGAUUAUGUAAAAAAAAACUUACCAAUUUUUGGUUUCCCAAAGUAUAAUGCAGCCGACAACUGCAAAUGGAUAUUCAAAUCCAAUGUUACACAUAUAAGAAUUUUAUCUAACUCAUCAAACAGAUUCUCAGUCGAUGUGUGCGUUAAAGCAACUUCAUCAUGUAUAUUCUUUGAUCGUAUAUAGUAAGAGAUAGGAGAUGCCUAUCCUUAGUAAAAUCGUAACCAACGAAUUGAAAAAAUUAUUUAUCGUGGUUGUUUGAUACGUACAUAUAAUUGUUGCUUGUGUGCGGAAAACAGUACAUUCCAUAACUGUCCAUAACUAGUACAAAAUUUGACAAUGCAAUACGUAUAGAUAAUGAGAAUAAACAUGUCUAGCUUUAAAAUAGUGCAUAUUUAACAUGUCGUAAAUGUAUGAAAGAAGUAUUGAGUCAGUGCUGCCGACAAAGAAUCUGUGAGUUUUAUAUAUAUCACGUGUAACCUCUUUUAUGCUUCAAUUGAUUAAAGAUUGUAAUAAUAGUUGAAAGAAGAUGAAGUUUGCAGAGCAUUUAUCUGCUCAUAUUACACCUGAGUGGCGUAAGCAAUACAUUAGUUAUGAGGAAAUGAAGGCUAUGCUUUAUACUGCUAUAGAAGAAGCACCCUCGGCUGAAAGUGUAGAACCAGAAGUAAUAUCUCGACACUUUGCUUCUUUCGAUGAGGUGUUUUUCACAUUUUGUGAUCGUGAAUUGAAAAAAAUUAAUACUUUUUAUUCUGAAAAGUUGGCAGAAGCAACACGUAAAUAUGCAGCUCUUCAAAGUGAAUUGAAAGUUGCUCUAGAAUUGCAGCAUGGUGGAGGCAAAAAUAAAGGAAAAGUAAUUGUUAAAACUCAUUUACCAACGAGGAAGCUUAGGGAACUGAAACUUGCAUUCUCAGAAUUUUAUUUAUCUCUCAUACUUCUUCAGAAUUAUCAGAAUCUUAAUUACACUGGUUUUCGGAAGAUUCUUAAGAAGCACGACAAGUUGUUGUCAGUAGAUAGCGGUUCAAAAUGGAGAGUAGAAUGCGUAGAGACAGCACAUUUUUACACGUCAAAAGAUAUAGACAAACUUAUACAAGAUACAGAAACUACUGUAACAAACGACUUAGAAGGUGGAGACAGACAGCGUGCCAUGAAAAGAUUACGUGUACCCCCUUUAGGCGAGCAUCAAAGUCCGUGGACUACUUUCAAGGUUGGAUUAUUCUCUGGCAGUUUCAUUAUCCUAUUUGUAGCAGUCGUACUUUCAGCAAUAUUCCAUGAUGGCGGAGAAAACUUAAAAAUCGCAUUUAGAUUAUACCGCGGCCCUUUGCUUAUUAUAGAAUUCUUAUUCCUUAUUGGAGUGAAUGUUUACGGGUGGCGAUCGUCGGGCGUAAAUCAUGUAUUAAUAUUUGAAUUGGAUCCUCGAAAUCAUCUUUCCGAACAACAUCUCAUGGAAUUAGCUGCUGUUCUUGGAGUCAUAUGGACCCUUAGUUUAUUGAGUUUUUUAUACAGUGCUAGUUUAAGUAUUCCACCAUAUGUAAAUCCAUUAGCCUUAGUUUGUAUAAUGCUGGCAUUUCUUUUGAAUCCAUUAAAAAUGUUUCGUCAUGAGGCUCGGUUUUGGUUGUUGAGAAUUAUUGGACGAGUUUUAAUAUCGCCAUUCGCAUAUGUCAAUUUCGCUGAUUUCUGGUUGGCAGAUCAGUUGAACAGCAUGGCUACGGCUUUGUUAGAUUUUCAUUUUUUGACAUGCUUUUACAUCACUAACGGAAACUGGUUGGAAGCAGGCGAUACCAUCCAAUGUAUGUCUGGUUCUCUACUUGUUAGGCCUAUUGUCAAUUGUCUACCCGCAUGGUUUCGUUUCGCGCAAUGCAUUCGACGGUACCGUGAUUCAAAAGAAGCAUUUCCACACUUGGCUAACGCUGGAAAAUAUUCGACAACUUUCCUUGUUGUUAUAGCUAAUACCAUGUGCGUCUAUCGGGCUGUGGACUAUUCAAGUCGAUGGGAGAAUCCAUGGUUGUGGCUUUGGGUAAUCAGUUGCUGCGUCAAUUCUAUAUAUUCCCUGACUUGGGAUUUAAAGAUGGACUGGGGUCUUUUAGAUAACAAUGCUGGUGAAAACAGAUUUUUGCGUGAAGAAGUUGUGUAUUCAGCAGCGGAGAUUUGUUUGGAAUUUCUUUCGGCUAGAAAACGAACAUCUAAACAAUUGUGGUAAAUUUCGCGCUGUUCGCGAUAUAUCAAUAGCACCUAUAGAAAGCUCCGAUCAGACACAGAUUUUGCGCAUGAUGGAUGAGGAAAAUGGUGUACUUAAUAGAGGUAAACGUAAAAUAGGUGGUAAGCGACAAACUAAUCCCAAAGAAGACAAACGGGCUUUGCUUAAGGAAGAAACAAUUGAUAUCGACAUAUCUAAUGCUAGUUGAAAGUAGUUCAAAAAUUCGAUUCCGGGUUUCAAUUUAUAGGAAUAAAUUGUUUCAAAUGCAACAUAAUUUUAUGUAAAAAUUCGUACUUCGUUGCAAUUAGUGUAAAUCAAACAUUAUAAGUAAUUAAUGUCUUGCCCUUAUAUUUGGCAAAAUUGAAGACUAUAAAGCUUGAACCGUUGCAAGUGCCUUCUAUAUCGUUCUUAAAAGAACUCUUAGUUGAACCUUGUAUUUAAUAAUUUAAUACUGUAAUAAUAUACUAUUGUGUAAUAUAUGCUAUAAAGUCUUCCAUAAAAGUAUUUAAGCACAUAACACAUUGCUUAUCGCUAACCAACUGGUUUGAUGGAUACUUUCGAGAAACGUCUUUAAAUACUGAUUUUUCUUAGCACUUGAAUAACGUGAAUAUACACUAAUUAUUAUUAAUUACAUAUACACUAAUUAUUUUUCUGAACACUUGUUACGUUACUAGCGAUACGUUAUGUGUUAAUAAUGUAUAUAUUUGUAAGUUAUAGUCUUCAAUUUUGAAGAACAAACAUAUAGUUUGAUAUCUGAAAAUAUAUAAAGUGUAACAGAUAAUUAUAGUAUCAUCAUACGUAAUUGGUAUGUCAUAGGUAGAAACAGAAGUAUUGUUUCAAAAUAUGAAAUAUUCUUUUAUCCGAAUGUAUCUAGUGAUAAUAAAACCUAGCAUUGUAAAGUUAAAUUUCUCAUUAUAUCAUAGGAUUUACAAAUUUUACGUUUGAAAAAUAGUGAAAUAUUGGAUAAUCUCGAGAAAUAUACAUGCAACUUUAUACUGCGA
Hylaeus volcanicus is the source of this 3227-nucleotide messenger RNA. RefSeq names its product xenotropic and polytropic retrovirus receptor 1 homolog. Gene Ontology annotation, biological process: phosphate ion transport; cellular response to phosphate starvation. Gene Ontology annotation, cellular component: Golgi apparatus; plasma membrane; cytoplasm. The coding region runs from base 562 to 2229 and encodes 555 amino acids. The record is from RefSeq and is a predicted model, not a curated record. The transcript has 9 exons. Gene Ontology annotation, molecular function: inositol hexakisphosphate binding. Lineage: Eukaryota; Metazoa; Arthropoda; Insecta; Hymenoptera; Colletidae.